Mizuhopecten yessoensis (Yesso scallop) is the source of this 2407-nucleotide messenger RNA. Its product is annotated as hemK methyltransferase family member 1-like. NCBI's taxonomy places the organism in Eukaryota, Metazoa, Mollusca, Bivalvia, Pectinida, Pectinidae. Gene Ontology annotation, cellular component: mitochondrion. Gene Ontology annotation, biological process: protein methylation. The transcript is spliced from 11 exons. The record is from RefSeq and is a predicted model, not a curated record. Gene Ontology annotation, molecular function: protein methyltransferase activity; nucleic acid binding. Bases 542 to 1543 code for a protein of 333 amino acids.
AAUUAGAUUGAAACAGAAAUGGUAACAGUUCUAAAAAUGCAUAUAGUUUCCACCAGCUUUAAUAUAUCGUUUGAUAGGGAUUAGGGCGAUAGAUAUGUUGGGACGAUAAGAUUUUGGUGCAAUAUGUAGCUUUUUGGGGCGAAACUGUUUUGGGCGAAAAAGACAUCUUGGGGCGAUAUGGUCGUCAAACUUGAGCGUAAUAACCUGUAAACUCGAUCAAUGUGAGCAGGUAUUGGGGCGAAAUGGUGACUUUUGGGCGUAACCCAUGGAGUAUCGAGGAUGAUGACUGGACGAUCCAGAAUCUAACAGCUUAUAUAAUUAUGGGCUAUGACGGUCUCUACGAGCUUUCUUAGUCUGUAGUUAGCUUCACUUAAAAAUAAGCGUAUGUGUGACCAGAAUUUGGGCGCAUUCGAACAGAAGUUCACGUUACUCGGACAUGUACGUUCUUUGGAUUCUCAUCUGAUACACUUACACGAAAUGUCCAGUCUGUUUGACUGAGAGGGAGGGCAGGACGUAAAUUUAAUAAACAAUUAUUAGUCUGAUGUUUGUCCUGCGCACCUUCCAUCGUCAGUGCUCACAGUUUGCACGGAGAUGGUGUCACACAACCACUACUGGGAUAGUGUCCCCCAAUGCCCGAACCCCUGGGGAAGUCGAGGCCCACCCCCAGUCAGUUAAGGCUACAGUGGACAAGUGGACACACUGGCUAGAAGGUGGGAAUGUGCCAGAAGCAAAGGAAUCUGUCCAGCUUAUCAUAGCAAGUGUGCUGGGGCACAAAAUGAUUCAUGAUGUGUCAGAAGAACUUAUGCUUAAUGAAAAUCAGACAGCCAGGAUUGCUGAAAUGUGUAGAAAACGUUAUAAAAGAAUGCCAGUUCAAUACAUCAUUGAGGAAUGGGACUUCCAUGACCUCACCCUCAAGAUGAGGCCCCCUGUGUUUAUUCCUAGACCAGAGACUGAGGAACUUGCCCAGCUUGCUUAUAAUGACAUUAAGAAAAAACAGGAUUCUUCCAAACCUAUAAGGAUUCUUGAAUUGGGCAGUGGCAGUGGGGCAAUUUCUGUUUAUCUUCUUAAUAAAUUACCACAGUCAGAGGUGGUAGCUGUAGACAGGAGUGGGGAGGCUUGUGCCCUGACUGGAGAGAAUGCUGAGUGUACAGGUGUUCAGAAAAGACUGACCACUUUGCUGAUGGAUUACUCUCGACCUGAAUCAUUGCCAACAUUGAGGUCACACGGACUGUAUGACCUUGUUAUUGCCAAUCCUCCCUACAUACCGACUGAUGAGAUAGAAACCAUGGAAACAGAGUUGACAAGAUAUGAGGACCCACAUGCCUUUCAUGGAGGCAAGGACGGUCUGGAUUAUGUGAGAAUCAUACUGUCAAUGUCAACACAACUACUGAAACCUAACAGUGCCCUAUGGUUUGAGGUAGGACUAGGACACUGUGAUGCCAUCAGGUCAGAGGUCACCAAAGAGCCGAUACAUGGACUUCGCUUCUGUUCAGCAGUCAAAGACUUUACAAAUAGAGAUCGAUUUUGUGUGCUGAGAACAUGAAUUCCACAAUGACUUGACACAACAUUGAAUAAGGGACCAUCCACUGUGGUGUCCAUCAUUACACAUGUACCAACCAUAUCAUUGAGGUGGCCAUCAUUAUCGAGUAACAACCAUUGAGAUGGCCAUCAUUAUACGUAUAACGUAUUAACGUAUUAUACGUAUAACCAUUGAAGUGUCCACUAUUACAUGGGUAACAACCAUUGAGAUAGCCAUCAUUAUACGUGUACCAACCAUUGAGGUGUCCACCAUUACAUGUGUACCAACCAUUGAAGUGUUCUGACUAUUACCUGUGUACCAACCAUUGAAGUUUCCACCAUUAUGGGUGUACCAACCAUUGAGGUGUACCAACCAUUGAGCUGUCCACCAUUACACGUGUACCAAACAUCGAGGUGUCCAACGUUACAGAUGUACCAACCAUCUAGGUGUCCACCAUUACACGUGUACCAACCAUUGAGGUGUCCACCAUUACACAUAUACCAACCAUCGAGGUGUCCACCAUUACACGUGUACCAACCAUUGAGGUGUCCACCAUUACAGAUGUACCAACCAUCUAGGUGUCCACCGUUACAGAUAUACCAACCAUUGAGGUGUCCACCAUUACAUGUGUACCAACCAUUGAGGUGUCCACCGUUACAGAUGUACCAACCAUCUAGGUGUCCACCGUUACAGAUGUACCAACCAUUGAGGUGUCCACCGUUACAGAUGUACCAACCAUCUAGGUGUCCACCAUUACAUGUGUACCAACCAUUGAAGUGUUCCGACUAUUACAUGUGUACCAACCAUUGAAGUUUCCACCAUUAUGGGUGUACCAACCAUUGAGGUGUACCAACCAUUGAGCUGUCCACCAUUACACGUGUACCAACC